CAAGAUUAGAACAUCUCAAUCUAUCAAAUUCUCACCCUUCUUUGACAAAAAAGGCAGCAAACACUCAACAACAAUCAUGCAUACUUCACGCAUCUUUCUUGCUGUGGCCUUAGCCGCACUCGCAGGAGCACAAGACAUUGACUCGAACGACAUUCCAAACGCUUGCCAAAGCACUUGCAAUGCGCUUGUCAGCUCGACUCAGCAAUGUGACAACUCUACCAGUGGAGACGACGCCUACCUGCAGUGCGUCUGUGGCGCGCAGAACGCAGCCUCAGUCAUCCCAGACUGCGCGAACUGCAUCAAGAACAACGGCGGAGAUGCCGACAAUGAUGCAUUCGAUCUGGCCCGCAAGUGCCAAUUCUCCACGACCUCUUCGGGCACACAGAGUAUGACUUCCACCUCGACCAGCGGACAGUCGGGAGCAUCUAGCACCGCUAACACAGACUCCAGUAUGAGCACUACCGGUUCGGCAGGCUCGACGACUGCUGGCAGCAGCAUGAGUGCUACAGGUGGCGCGGAGUCCACGCCAUCAAGCACCGCCCCUGCUGAUAAUGCGGGCAGCAAGGCCAUGAGUGGUAUGGGCGCUGCUAUUGCUCUGCCGCUGCUCGCAAUUUUGUGAUCAAGCAGGAUUCAGUAUGUAGCAGUCACCAUGUCUGCACCCGCUCUCUUGGGUAAAGACCUGACGAAACGCGCCUCCAAAUAGACCAGCACGAGAAGUCAUCGAAUAUCGAGCGUCAAUGAAGUCCCUAUUGCGUUCUCCCCGACCUUCCGGUGAAAGUGAGCAUGGAAUACUAACUAUAUAGAUGGAAACCUGACGCUAAUGAACUGAUACCGACAUAUGUGAGC
Molecule: messenger RNA, 846 nt
Organism: Cercospora beticola
Lineage: Eukaryota; Fungi; Ascomycota; Dothideomycetes; Mycosphaerellales; Mycosphaerellaceae
Source: RefSeq, a predicted model, not a curated record